Lemur catta (Ring-tailed lemur) is the source of this 2112-nucleotide messenger RNA. RefSeq names its product non-histone chromosomal protein HMG-14-like. NCBI's taxonomy places the organism in Eukaryota, Metazoa, Chordata, Mammalia, Primates, Lemuridae. The record is from RefSeq and is a predicted model, not a curated record. Gene Ontology annotation, cellular component: chromatin; nucleus. Gene Ontology annotation, molecular function: nucleosomal DNA binding. The transcript is spliced from 2 exons. Bases 1016 to 1327 code for a protein of 103 amino acids. Gene Ontology annotation, biological process: chromatin organization.
CUCUGUUUCAAAAAAAAAAAAAAAAAUUAAAAUUAAAUUAAAAAAAGAAAAAAAGAAAACCAGGAAGAUUCUUACAAAGCAGAAGGUUGAGGAUCUCCGGAAAAGUUGGACGAUCUGCCAGCAAUAAUCUUUGUUCCUGAGCAACAGGUUGCUGUGCCUGGUGCCCUGUGGCUGUGGCUUGUCCAGGCCUGCCCGGGACUAGGCACCCUCUGUUCCCUUUGCCAGCCUCUAUCUGUGUGUGAUCUUUGCCUUGGAAGGUAGGACUUGAGGAGGAGACAGAAUAAAAGAAGAAUCCUAUAGAGGGUAGAGGGACUGGGGAGGAGACAGGAAAGGGGAGUGGGGAGAAGGGGGCUCCUCGCCCACCCCUCAUGGCUGGGAGCUGAUCCCAGCAAGGAGGGCCCAGGAGGAGGAAAGGGCUGUCCUUCCAAGAACAGUGGGUGAACCUGGGGAGGAAAUUGCUGUUUCAUUGCCCAAGAGCCACCUGGGAGCUGGGUUAUCAUCCUGGCAGGGGCAGGUGAUCGUACAUCCCAGUGGGAUCUGAUUCUCGUGUUGCCCGACUAGAGGAGUAACAUUCUCCCACUUUAGUCAUUUCACAACUUUUUGUUAAAUUGACUUUCAAAUAUUUACAUAAUUAUGAUUAUGCAACAUUUGUUCUCAGCCUUGCCACACACUACACUUAUAUUUCCUUUCUUGUACAACUUUUAUUUUCUUGAGUUGAUAAUUUCAAAGGUUCAGCUGGGUGAUGUAUACAAGGGAAUGCAGGGGAACGGAAGGAGCUGAUGAGUGGCUGAGGUGACCAUUUCCCAGCUGGGAGGGGAGAGCAUCCAGGAGGGAGAAAAUAAAAGAAAGGAGGCUCCGGCGAUGUCGGGUGAUAUUGAAGAGCAGAUGUGGAAAGACGUCUGAGGAGAACAUCUCCCCGGCAGCGGGUCUCAACAGCUUGGGCAGCGGGAGCAGCGGCAGCGGCCGGGCACCCAGCUUCACGAAGGCACCGGCAGGCACCGUCCCCACUGCCAAGAUGCAGAAGAGGAAGGUCAGCUUCAGGAAGGUCAGCUUGGCUGAAGGCACGGUGAAGGAAGAGCCCAAGAGGAGAUCUGCGCGGUUGUCACCUAAACCUGCUCUUGCAAAAGUGGAAACGAAGCCCAAAAAGGCAGCAGCAAAGGGUAAAUCUUCAGACAAAAAAGUGCAACCGAAAGGGAAAAGGGGAGCAAAGGGAAGACAGGCCAAAGUGGCUAACCAAGAAACUAAAGUUUUACCUGCAGAAAAGGGAGAAACUAAAUCUGACGCGAACCCAGCCUCUGAUGAAGCAGGAGAGAGAAGCCACGCCUGAUUAGUGUCACACACCGUGUCUUAUCAGUGGUCCCUGUCUACCUUCUUGUACAAUCCAGGGGAAUAUUUUAUCAACUAUUUUGUAAAUGCAAGUUUUUUAGUAACUCUAGAAACAUUUUUAAGAAGGAGGGAAUCCCACCUCAUCCUAUUUUUUAAGUGUAAAUGCUUUUUUUUAAGAUGUGAAAUCAUUCGCUGCAUGUUUAUUUUUUUUGGUACAACCAGAAAAUAGUGUGAGAUAUUGAAUUACGUGAGGCUUUGACUGUCUUGGGUGUCAGCUGAACAUUUCACAGAUGGGGGUUAGUUUUUAUAUCCCAUAAUGCAAAGCAUAUUAAAUGGCUUUGUGGAGUCCCAGCCCUGCAUCUAAUAUCUUGAACAUUUUAAAUUAUUUCUAUUCCCAUGUUGUUUUUUUAGUAGAAUUGUUUCCCAAAGAAAACCACUCCUUGAUCAUGGCUUUCUCUGGCAGAAUUGUGUAUACUCUAUAACAUCUUUGGUGGUGGCAGUCCUGUUUUCCUAAUAACUUUGUUAAUGUACUGUGAAAGAUUGAAAAUUUGAGUAUGUGUUAUAUAUGACAAUAAAUUAUGAAUUGGUGGGACUUAUGUAACAGCUUAUCAACAUUUGAACAUACUGGUACUUAAUAUCUUCUUGAGGAAAAUUUGCCUCCAAAUUUUAAGCUGGAAAGUCAGUGCAAUAACUGUGUAAAAAAGAACUAAAAUAAAUGGCUUUUUAGAUUUUUGGUACAUAUGUUAAAAAUUAUGUACAAAUUGAAAUGUCUGUACUUAUCCUUGA